This is a messenger RNA of Trichogramma pretiosum, 2341 nucleotides long. RefSeq names its product serine incorporator 1 (gene TMS1). Bases 181 to 1566 code for a protein of 461 amino acids. The transcript has 9 exons. The record is from RefSeq and is a predicted model, not a curated record. Gene Ontology annotation, cellular component: membrane. NCBI's taxonomy places the organism in Eukaryota, Metazoa, Arthropoda, Insecta, Hymenoptera, Trichogrammatidae.
AUUUACUGCUCUGCUACUCUGUGUGUUGACUUCGUCGUGUGCGCGCAACGACGUUACUUUACAUUACAUCAAUUCCAAAAUUUCGCAUGAGUCAAGCCUGCGAUCGACUCUGAUAUUGUUCAACUGUACGGCGAACGAACAACUUCUUCAUAUAGGAUUUCAGCGAUUUAACGCAUCAAAAUGGGUUUAGUUUGCUCAACUGCACAGAUGGCAUGUCUGUGCGGCAGCACAGCUUGCAGUCUCUGCUGUUCGCAAUGUCCAUCAUGCCGCAACAGUACCAGCACUCGCAUUAUGUAUGCUUUAAUGCUGGUGCUAGGUACAAUCACUUCCUGCAUAACUUUAGCACCUGGACUACAAAGUGCUCUACAAAAGGUUCCAUUUUGCACAAAUUCUUCAACCUACGUGCCAAAUUCAAUUACAGUGGACUGCCAAGCAGCUGUAGGGUACUUAGCAGUUUAUAGAAUAAGUUUAAUAAUGACUUUAUUCUUUACUCUAAUGUCAGUCAUGAUGAUUGGAGUUAAAAGCACAAAAGAUCCUCGAGGCGGCAUUCAAAAUGGUUUUUGGGCCAUCAAAUUUCUCCUCAUCAUUGGUGGAAUGAUUGGUGCAUUUUUCAUACCAGAGGGAUCUUUUGGACCAACUUGGAUGUACUUUGGAAUGAUAGGAGGUUUUCUAUUCAUUCUAAUUCAGUUGGUACUUAUCAUUGACUUUGCUCACAGUUGGGCAGAAGCAUGGGUUGCAAAUUAUGAAGAAACAGAAUCUAAAGCAUGGUACGCAGCUCUUCUUGGAGCUACUUUCUUGAACUAUGCUUUGUCUCUGACUGGUAUAAUUCUCCUAUUUGUGCACUUCACAAAGGCUGAUGAUUGUUCUCUCAACAAAUUUUUCAUUUCUAUCAACAUGAUUCUAUGUGUUAUAAUAAGUGCAGUAUCUAUCAUGCCAAAAGUGCAAGAAUAUAAUCAACGCAGUGGCUUACUUCAAUCAUCUGUUCUUACCCUGUAUGUUGUGUACUUAACUUGGAGUGGAAUUUCAAAUAGCCCAGAUAAAGAUUGUAACCCUGGAUUCUUAGGACUCAUUAAUGGCAAUGAUGUAACUGCCCAGAAUCGAAUGGCAUUUGACAAAGAAAGCAUCAUUGGUCUAGUUAUAUGGUUCAGUUGCGUUCUGUACAGUUCCAUUCGCACAGCAUCAAAGUCAAGCAGAAUCACAAUGACUGACAACGUUUUCGUUAAGGACAAUGGGGCUGUGCAGAACACUGGAAACCAGUCUCUUAUCAACAAUGAAGUAGAAGGCCGCAGCGGUGACGCCGAGGAAGGUGGUGCUAAAGUUUGGGACAACGAAGAGGACUCUGUAGCUUACAACUGGAGCUUCUUCCACUUCAUGUUCGCUUUGGCUACUCUCUACGUGAUGAUGACAUUGACCAACUGGUAUCAUCCGAACACAUCCAAUCUGGAUACCUUCAAUUCAAACUCCGCCUCGAUGUGGGUCAAGAUCGUUUCAUCCUGGAUGUGUAUGGGAUUAUACACGUUGACCUUGGUCGCUCCUCUCAUUUGGACUGAUCGAGAUUUCUCGUAAAAAGUGAUUCUCUGAUGUUCCAAUAACGUUGGAUUAUCGCGACGUAUACUUGAGUUUUCGAGUCACUAAUUCUUUUUUUUACUACUUCAUUCAAUCCGAACACUUGUAAAAACGUGUACCUUUGUUUAAAUAUUUAAAAUAAAUGUAGUACAUAAUCACUUCAUUAUAUAGAUUAAAAACGAUGCCUCGAACAAUGAUAAAACUAAAUAAAUCUUAAGUGACAAAGCGUACCGGCAUGCAUUUACGCUCGUAGUUGUCAAAUCUUACGACGUCUUACACAUGCGUAUCGCUUUAGCUUUCGAAUUACGUGUAGUCACUGUAUAGAUGAGAUAGAAACGAGUUAUACCGAAUUAAAAGAUUAUAUUACGUACACGAUAUACUUAAUUGGACGUAAUAAAAAGCAGUUUCGAUGUUAAACGCGUGCCGAUAACGUUAAAUUUUCGAUUGGAAUUUCAGUCAACACUGGGAUUCUCCGUUUCAAGCUACCUUAGACUACGCAUCUUAAUAGUAUUCCUAAGAAAACUAUAAAACUGUAUUCGUUUUAUACAUUAAGUAUGGAUAAAUUACAAAUUUCUUUGUUACUGUGUUUAUAUUAUCUUCUAAUCGUUUUACUUAAAAUAAGUGUUGAGAAAAAAAAAAUUCGAAGUUGAUGUAUAUCUCAAAAAUGAGCUUGUAGCAUUGGAUUCUUCCUCGUUGAUGUGAUAUAGUCGAACAAUAUUUAAUAUUGCUUCACCGAUUUAUCUUUCAUUUGUACUUUUUGUGAAUUAAAAAAAAA